UCAAUUACCCCACAUACCCCGAUAUUUCACUAGUAAAAUGCAUCACCAACAGGGUCAACGACUCAAAUGUGAGGAUAACAACAUUAGUAUCCGUGUGGUAACAGGUGGAAUCAAGGGAUGUGGGAAUUGCGUCAUUAUUAAUUGUUCACGUACGAGCUUUCUCUUCAACUGUUGUGAAGAAUUUCAACGUACUGGCCUCAUAAAAGGUAUCAAAAUGAAGGAAGAUUGGCAAUGUGUUUAUAACUCACAGUCAUUGGAACAACAUCGGAGGUUUGAUAGCAUUGUACGUGGAGCAGAAUGAUAAAAACAUACCUGAAUUAAAUCUGCAUGGACCUCCAGGUGUUGAGCAGAUUCUGAGAGUUGGAGAAGAAUUUAAUCCCAUUAUGAAGCGGGAUCUCAAAUUAAAUGUUAUGAAUAUUGAAGAUGAACCAUUCAAGGAGGAUGUAAUCACUGUGCAUCAGAUACCUAUAUACAGUCAACUAGCAGCUGCACAGGACACAGAGCAAACUGGGGAGCCAGACCCUGAAAGGCUGAAAGUAGGUGACAAAAAACAGGACAUGUCAGUUGCCUAUGUGUGUAAGUUUCACCCAGAACCAAGAAGAAUUGAUGUCAAUAAGGUGGCUGCUUUGGAUAUCCCAUUACAGACAUCUAGCGCUGUAUUAAGGACAUUAUGCCAGGGUGAAACAGUAACUCUGGAAGAUGGCAGAGUGAUAUGCCCUGAUGAUAUUCUCAAAAAAGCUGUCAUAUGGAGACCAAUUAUAGUAAUUGAUUGUCCAACAGAAGGAUUUUUGGAAUCUUUGCUGAAAAACCAAGAGUUUCAUCAGUAUCAGAAUGGAGGGAAUCCAGAAAACACUGCAGAACUCAUAAUUCAUUUCACACCUAUGCAGAUUUUUAGAGACCCACGGUACCAGGAAUGGAUUCAAAGGUUUAGUCCAGAUACUAAGAAUUUAUACUUUGAUGAAGAAGAGUCUAUAUCAUGUGCCUUUCCUGUGGUAUAUGCACAUCAGGCUUUAUUAAAUAAAUUGGAUGAUGAUGUUUUUCCUCUGCUUGCCAACCAUCGGCAUUUUAUGGAACUCAAACUACCAACAGACCCAGAAUUCAAUGAGAAUUUUGUAAAAGCCACAACCGACUUGGUUUAUACCUACAGACCUGCUGAAAAGAAGGGAUUUAAGAUAAUGAAUGAUUCUAAAAAUACUACCAAUGGUGAAGUUUGGAUAAGUUCUGAAGCCGAGAAAGUUCUAAAGGAAGUAAAAAAGAAAACAGCAACAUUUAAAAAAGGAAUCACAGAAAAGAAAGAAUUCCCAGAAAUUAUUUUUCUUGGAACAGGAGCCUCGCGACCAAAUUUGCGGAGAAAUGUCAGCAGCAUUUUAGUGCAUCUUAGUUCUGAUGAAAGCAUCCUGUUAGAUUGUGGAGAGGGAACUUAUGCGCAACUUGUCCGUUUCUAUGGUGAUAAAGUAGUAGAUGUCAUGGCAAAACUGAAGGCUAUCUACAUAUCACAUUUGCAUAUAGACCAUCACAUGGGUGUUUGUACAGUACUCCUUCAACGCAGAAAUCUUCUUCAGAGGUUAGGGCUGGAAGUAGAGCCUGUAAUGUUGAUUGCAGGAAGAUUUAUGAGUCCUUGGAUCCAGACAAUUGGGGAAGAUUUUAUAGAAGACAUAAACAGUUUAUUUGAGCUGUUUUCCACAAAUGACUUCAUGCCAGACAAGUAUUGGGUUUCAAACCGACAGCGUGUAAGAAAACAAUUAGUUCAAAGACAUGUCACAAAUACACUUGGGCUUACAGAG
This is a messenger RNA of Lingula anatina, 1784 nucleotides long. RefSeq names its product zinc phosphodiesterase ELAC protein 2. The record is from RefSeq and is a predicted model, not a curated record. NCBI's taxonomy places the organism in Eukaryota, Metazoa, Brachiopoda, Lingulata, Lingulida, Lingulidae. Gene Ontology annotation, biological process: mitochondrial tRNA 3'-end processing. Gene Ontology annotation, molecular function: 3'-tRNA processing endoribonuclease activity. Gene Ontology annotation, cellular component: mitochondrion.